UUCGACAAAUAGGAUUAGGUUCUUUCGAAUUUAUUCCCCAAAUAAAAAAAAAGAAAAAGAAAAGAAAAGCAAAGAUAAAAUGGGAACCCCCGAGAGAAAAACACACACGGCAGAAUUCAUCUUGGUUCUCCUGCUCCUUUCUUUGAAACCACACCGCCUCACUUUUUCUUCAUCCACCACCACCACCAUCAUCAUCAUCAAACUCAAGCCCACAGACUCCACUCUCGUUCAAUUCAUUUCUUGCAUGCACAUCGAUUGUCGCCAAUCACCACCAUCUCUCGUCGUCGCUCAGUCAAUACCAUCGUUCGUCGUUGCAAGCGGCGACCACGCAUUGCCGUAGCUGAAUACGCACGCGUACAGUGAACUGCCAAACCUAGCGCUCGUGCUUGCUGGAUUGCUGUUGUGGAUCUUAUCCCAUUCGCCUGGUCAGCUCCAGGAAGUCUACUUGGAAUAGUGACUGAUUCACCUAUGGACAUUGGAGGGAUUGUGUUGGGUUCCUUUUUGGCUUCAUCCUUUCAGGUCAUGUUCGACAAGUUCGCUUCUCCCGCAUUAGGUUAUGCACAACGUAAAGGAAUCAGCACUGCCUUGCCUAAGGAGUGGAAGGAGAAACUAGUCAUAAUCAAUGCAGUGUUGGCUGAUGCAGAGGACAAGGAACUUAGUGGUAACCAUCAAGUGAAGCUAUGGCUGGACAAGGUUAAGGACUUGGCCUAUGACAUGGAAGACUUGCUCGAUGAGUUUGAGAUCAAAGCUGCUCAAGUUGAGUUAGAGGCAGAAUCCAGCACAAGCAAAGGUUUGGGGAAAUGGAAGUUUCUCGUAUUUGGCCGACCACCCUCGCUCAUGUCUGAAACCAAGGUACAAGAGAUCAAUGACCGGUUGGAAGAGAUUGUCACUGGAAAGGUUCAUCUAAACUUGAGAGAGAAUGUUGUGGACAAAUCCAACUACACCAGCAAAAGGAUAACCACUUCUCUAUCGAGCCUCAAUUUUUGGUAG
Eucalyptus grandis is the source of this 990-nucleotide messenger RNA. RefSeq names its product putative disease resistance protein At3g14460. The transcript has 2 exons. The record is from RefSeq and is a predicted model, not a curated record. Bases 469 to 990 code for a protein of 173 amino acids. NCBI's taxonomy places the organism in Eukaryota, Viridiplantae, Streptophyta, Magnoliopsida, Myrtales, Myrtaceae.